Messenger RNA from Daucus carota subsp. sativus, 4752 nucleotides. RefSeq lists its product as uncharacterized. The record is from RefSeq and is a predicted model, not a curated record. Gene Ontology annotation, molecular function: protein binding. The coding region runs from base 267 to 4493 and encodes 1408 amino acids. NCBI's taxonomy places the organism in Eukaryota, Viridiplantae, Streptophyta, Magnoliopsida, Apiales, Apiaceae. The transcript has 21 exons.
GAUACGGUAGUUUGAGUCAGGACAUUUCAGUAAUUUCACAGCGAAUUUGGUACUCGGUGGAUUGUGAUACCGAGGACCAUUACCCUUUGAUCAGCUUCACAAUUCGAAACAAACACCUGAUUCACUUCUCCACCCCUACAUGAACAACUAAUUACACACACACACACAAGAUCCAUUUCAUUUUCAGAUUUGGUUUCCAGAUCCAAAGCUUAAUUGCAGUGUAUGUGUGUAAAUACACACAGUGAUUGACUAAUUGAAGGGCGAGAAUGUUGAAAUUGAAGGCGUUUCGUCCGACGAAUGAUAAGAUCGUGAAGAUUCAAUUGCAUCCAACUCAUCCCUGGCUUGUUACUGCUGAUGCAUCUGAUCAUGUUUCUGUUUGGAAUUGGGAGCAUCGUCAGGUGAUAUAUGAGCUUAAAGCUGGUGGAGUCGAUGAGAGGCGCUUGGUUGGGGCUAAGCUGGAGAAACUUGCAGAGGGAGAUACAGAAUCUAGAGGAAAACCUACAGAAGCCAUACGGGGAGGGAGUGUUAAGCAGGUUAGCUUUUAUGACGACGAUGUGCAUUUUUGGCAACUUUCUCGUAAUCGGUCUGCUGCUGCGGAGGCUCCAACAGCAGUGACCAAUGUCACAUCAGCAUUUAGCUCUCCUGCUCCAUCAACGAAAGGAAGACAUUUUAUUGUCAUCUGCUGUGAAAGUAAAGCCAUAUUUCUAGACUUGGUGACUAUGCGUGGCAGGGAUGUUCCUAAGCAGGACCUUGACAACAAAUCACUUCUCUGUAUGGAAUUUCUUUCUAGGUCUGUUGUUGGUGAUGGUCCUCUGGUAGCUUUUGGGGGUUCAGAUGGUGUAAUUAGAGUUCUCUCAAUGAUAACAUGGAAGCUUGCUAGAAGAUACACAGGAGGUCAUAAAAAAUCAAUAUCUUGUUUAAUGACCUUUAUGGCUUCCACCGGAGAGGCACUUUUGGUUUCUGGAGGUAGUGAUGGUUUACUUGUGCUUUGGAAUGCUGACUAUGGCCAAGACUCACGAGAACUUGUGCCAAAGCUGAGUCUUAAGGCGCAUGAUGGCGGGGUCGUAGCUGUUGAGCUAUCUAGGGUGAUGGGAGGUGCACCUCAGCUCAUUACUAUAGGCGCUGAUAAGACACUAGCAAUCUGGGACACAUUAUCUUUCAAGGAACUGCGACGUAUUAAACCUGUACCAAAAAUGUCGUGCCACAGUGUGGCAUCAUGGUGUCACCCUCGAGCACCCAAUCUUGAUAUAUUAACUUGUGUCAAGGAUUCCCACAUAUGGGCUAUUGAGCACCCUACGUAUUCGGCUCUAACAAGGCCAUUAUGUGAGCUUUCCUCGUUAAUUCCUCCACUAGCACUUGGAUCUCACAAAAAACUGAGAGUUUAUUCUAUGGCUGCGCAUCCAUUACAGCCACACCUUGUUGCUACUGGGACCAAUAUCGGUGUGAUCAUUAGUGAAUUUGAUGCCAGAUCUCUUCCAGCUGUAGCAUCUUUACCAACACCCCCAGAAAGUCGAGAACAUUCGGCUGUUUAUGUUAUUGAAAGAGAAUUAAAGCUGCUAAACUUCUCGUUGUCCAACACGGCAAAUCCUGCUCUUGGGAGUAACGGGUCCUUGACAGAAAAUGGAAGACCGCGUGGAGAUUCGUCUGAACCACUUCAAGUCAAGCAGAUAAAAAAGCACAUUAGCACUCCUGUUCCACAUGACUCAUAUGCAGUUCUUUCUGUGAGCAGUUCGGGGAAGUAUCUUGCAGUUGUAUGGCCUGAUAUUCCUUAUUUCUCAAUUUACAAGGUCAGUGAUUGGUCCAUAGUAGAUUCAGGUAGUGCCAGGCUCUUGGCUUGGGAUACUUGUCGAGAUAGAUUUGCUCUUUUGGAGUCUGCUGCACCUCCUCGAAUCCCCUUGAUUCCGAAAGGGGGAUCAAGAAAAGCCAAGGAAGCUGCUGUAGUUGCUGCUCAAGCUGCAGCUGCAGCAGCUUCUGCUGCUUCUUCUGCUAGUGUGCAAGUUCGCAUCCUGUUAGAUGAUGGGACAUCAAAUAUAUUAAUGAGGUCUAUUGGCGGCCACAGUGAACCGGUUAUUGGUUUGCAUGGGGGAGCGCUACUUGGUAUAGCGUAUCGGACAUCGCGAAGAGUCAGCCCCGUUGCUGCUACUGCUAUUUCAACAUUCCAGUCUAUGCCCUUAUCUGGCUUUGGUAGCAGCGGGCUUUCCUCGUUCACCACUGUUGAUGGCUAUUCUUCUCAUAAUUCUUCAGCGGAAGCUGCACCUCAGAACUUCCAGUUAUACAGUUGGGAAAACUUUCAACCAGUCGGUGGUCUUCUUCCUCAACCAGAAUGGACAGCAUGGGACCAAACGGUUGAGUAUUGUGCCUUUGCCUAUCAGCAAUACAUUGUCAUAUCUUCCUUGCGUCCUCAAUAUAGAUACUUGGGAGAUGUUGCCAUUCCAUUUGCUACAGGUGCUGUUUGGCAACGGAGACAGCUCUUUGUGGCUACACCAACUACGAUAGAGUGUGUUUUCGUUGAUGCUGGUGUUGCUCCCAUUGAUAUAGAAACUAAACGGCGUAAAGAAGAGAUGAAACUGAAGGAGGCUCGUUCGAGAGCUGUUGCAGAGCAUGGUGAGUUGGCUCUGAUUGCGAUAGAUGGUCCGCAAACUGCAACACAGGAGCGGAUUUCUUUGAGACCUCCAAUGCUACAGGUUGUGCGGUUAGCAUCUUUUCAGCAUGCUCCAUCUAUCCCUCCAUUCUUAAUGUUACCUAAACAAUCUAAAGUUGGUAGUGAAAGCUCAUCCGUGCCUAAAGAUAUGGAUAGUAGGAAAGUCAAUGAAGUUGCUGUCGGUGGGGGAGGGGUGGCAGUGGCAGUAACUCGUUUUCCAGGAGAACAAAAACGGCCAGUUGGACCUCUUGUGGUAGUGGGCGUUCGGGAUGGUGUUCUUUGGCUUAUUGAUAGAUACAUGUCUACCCAUGCAAUAUCCCUCAGCCAUCCCGGAAUCCGCUGCCGUUGUCUAGCUGCCUACGGAGAUGCUGUUAGUGCAGUAAAAUGGGCAAGUAGGCUUGGCAGAGAACAUCAUGAUGAUUUGGCUCAGUUUAUGCUUGGGAUGGGUUAUGCUACUGAAGCACUUCAUUUGCCUGGGAUAUCUAAGAGAUUGGAAUUUGACCUGGCAAUGCAGAGCAACGAUCUGAAAAGAGCCCUCCAGUGUCUUCUAACAAUGAGUAACAGCAGGGAUAUUGGAAAUGAAACUGUUGGGCUAAACUUGAACGACAUUAUGAGUCUAACUGUCAAAAAGGAAGAUAUUGUGGAGGCAGUUGAUGGAGUAGUGAAAUUCGGGAAGGAAUUUCUUGAUCUUAUUGAUGCUGCAGAUGCCACUGCUCAAGGUGAGAUUGCUCGUGAAGCUCUUAAGCGGUUAGCUGCAGCCGGUUCAGUGAAGGGAGCUUUACGGGGACAUGAAUUAAGGGGAUUAGCCUUACGAUUAGCGAAUCACGGGGAGUUGACUCGACUUGGGGGAUUGGUAAACAAUUUGAUUGCUGUUGGUGCCGGACGAGAGGCAGCAUUUGCAGCUGCACUUUUAGGAGAUAAUGCAUUGAUGGAAAAAGCAUGGCAGGAUACUGGAAUGCUUGCUGAAGCUGUAUUACAUGCUCAUGCCCAUGGGAGACCUUCUUUGAGGAGUCUGGUUCAGGCUUGGAACAAGGUUUUGCAGAAGGAGAUGGAGCAUGGUCCUUCAACCAAGACAGAUGCUGCAGCUGCCUUUUUGGCUUCUCUUGAGGAACCCAAACUUACCAGUCUAGCUGAUGCUGCAAAGAAGCUUCCCAUUGAGAUUCUUCCCCCAGGGAUGGCAUCUCUUUAUGCUCCUAAUCCUGGUCAGAAGAAAUCCACCGGUGCAAUUCAGGGUUCGCUACAAGCAGCAAACAAGCCAUUAUUACUUGAAGGUUCUAAUUCGACACCAGCAACUGCUCCUCAGGCUGCAGAAUCUGGAACUUCUCCAGCGGCGGAGGAAUCAGGCGCCCCUACCUCAGAAUCAGGCGCUCCCCCUACCUCAGAAUCCGAUGCUCCCCCUUCAUCGGAAUCAGGCGCUACCCCUGCAUCGGAAUCAGGCGUUUCCCCUGAACCAGAAUCAGGCGUUCCUCCUGAACCAGAAUCAGGAGCUCCUACUACACCAGAAUCAGGUGCUCCUACUACACCAGAAUCAGGUGUCUCAGAAUCAGUCCAAGUGCCAACACCAGAAACUGAUGCUCAUUCGACUUCAGAAUCAGGUUCUAAUCCUCCUCCAGAAUCAACUAAUGGUGCAACAGGACCCACAUCAGAAUCAAGUGCAGCAGUUGCAUUGGACACAAGUGAACGAUGUUCAGAUAAUCCAUCUUAUGCAUCCCCUGUAAGUAUGUCCAGUAUAGUACCAGCCGAAACUCCACAAACAUCUAGUAAUCCAGUACCGACAGAAGCUCCUAACCAGUUACCAGAAGUAUCAAAGCCGAGUGUCCGCCCAGAAUUACCAAUGAAUUUCUUUACUUGACACUAGCAACCUGGUAAAGCUGUUGAUUUUUUGGUAUACAGUGUGUUGUUUUUACCAUCAUAUGUUCUUAUGGGAGAGGAACUAUCAUCACAGAGUAUAAAGUGAGAGUAGGGUUUGUGUUGUGGCGGACUUGCUAUCUUUUACAUUUGGCUUGACAAUUGUUAUACUACUUUAGUGUGUUACAAUUCAUCCAUUCUUUUCCUCUGAUCUUGUAAUACUCCCAUGCCAAUUUAAACAUGUCUUUCUGUUUUUGAAGCUA